Tricharina praecox is the source of this 694-nucleotide messenger RNA. Its product is annotated as DNA replication complex GINS protein psf3. The record is from RefSeq and is a predicted model, not a curated record. Lineage: Eukaryota; Fungi; Ascomycota; Pezizomycetes; Pezizales; Pyronemataceae. Bases 72 to 623 code for a protein of 183 amino acids. The transcript has 4 exons. Gene Ontology annotation, biological process: mitotic DNA replication initiation. Gene Ontology annotation, cellular component: GINS complex.
CCGUCCUCGACAUCCGUCGCGUCUCCCCAGCACCAUCACGCCCCGCACUCGCACCCAACACCACGAUAACCAUGAGCAAAUACUACGAUAUCGAUGCCAUCCUAACCGACGCCCAAAAACUCCCCUGCACCUUCGAACACGACGUCCCGGGCCUGGGCUACCUCGAGUCCUCAUCGAGCAGCCCGGACAUCAAAGCGGGCACGCGGCUGCAGCUCCCUGUCUGGCUCGCCGAGAUGCUAGCGGUCUCGCAGCGCCUGGGCACGCUGUCAGACGUGAUCACGCUGGACAUACCUGUCGCACUCUCUCCGCGCGUGCAGAAUGCACUCAAGGCCGAUCCUAGGACCGUCGAGCUGCGGAGUUUGGCUACGCACUUUUAUGGUCUCGGAGAACGCGUGCUGGGACUGUUUGAGGAGGAGGUGCUGUGCGAUGUGCUUGUCUCGACGUACAAGCUUAGAGCAGCUGAGAUCGCGGAUCUUGCGCAUAAUCCGCAGGGUGCAAUGGGCGGCGAGGCGGGCGCGUUCCUGCGCGGGCUAGAUGAGGAGGAGAGGCAGUUGUUUCGCGUUGCCCAUGAGAGCUCGAAGGCGAUCAAGAUGUAUCUCGGAGGUGGGGAGAAGAAGAAGUGAUAUAGGUAAUACGGUGCCAAUGCGAUUCACGACGAUACGAGCUACAUACUUGCCUAUAAACGGAACGGGUU